Brugia malayi is the source of this 399-nucleotide messenger RNA. RefSeq names its product vacuolar protein sorting 55, putative. Gene Ontology annotation, cellular component: endosome. NCBI's taxonomy places the organism in Eukaryota, Metazoa, Nematoda, Chromadorea, Rhabditida, Onchocercidae. The transcript has 4 exons. Gene Ontology annotation, biological process: late endosome to vacuole transport via multivesicular body sorting pathway. The coding region runs from base 1 to 399 and encodes 132 amino acids. The record is from RefSeq and is a predicted model, not a curated record.
AUGGCAGGAGUCAGAGUUUUAGCGGUUGUACUCUUAGCGUUAUCUGGUGUGGUUGGUCUUACGCUGCUUGUUCUGGGAUGUGCAUUGCCAAUGUUUGGUAUUUGGUGGCCAUUGUUUGUCGUAAUUUUCUAUGUAUUGGCUCCAAUACCGUUAUCAAUAGCUCGGCGAUCUCACGUUGACAUGACUGGUACUUCAGCAUGUAUUGAGUUUGCAUUGUUCAUAACAACCGGCAUUGUUGUAUCAGCGUUUGCAUUACCGAUGGUCCUUGCACAUGCUGGAGUGAUAUCUGGUCUGUCGUAUUUUUUCGUGUUUCUCGCCAAUAUUGUUUGUUUUGGUGCAGUUUGGAUAUAUUUCAAAGUGUUCAGCGAAGAUGGCUCACAAGAUAUGUCACUUUGGUGA